Molecule: messenger RNA, 3143 nt
Organism: Falco peregrinus (peregrine falcon)
Lineage: Eukaryota; Metazoa; Chordata; Aves; Falconiformes; Falconidae
Gene: UBA7
Product: ubiquitin like modifier activating enzyme 7
Exons: 24
Coding region: 65-3091 (1008 amino acids)
Biological process (GO): protein sumoylation
Cellular component (GO): SUMO activating enzyme complex; cytoplasm
Molecular function (GO): SUMO activating enzyme activity
Source: RefSeq, a predicted model, not a curated record
GGGCGGGGCCUGCACGGGGCGGGCCCUCCCUGGGCACGUGGCCUGAGCGGUGGGCGGGGUCGCCAUGGCGGGCAGCGGCGCGGAGGAGCGCAUGUACUCGCGGCAGCUGUACGUGCUGGGCAGCGGCGCGCGGCGGCUGGCCGGGGCGGCGGUGCUGGUGUCGGGGCUGCGCGGGACCGGAGCGCAGGUGGCGGCGGCGCUGGUGCUGGCGGGAACCGGGCGCGUCGUCCUGCACGACCGCGGCACCGCCUGCACUGCCGACCGCGCCCACCAGUUCCUCCUUGGGGAGAAUGAUAUAGGCCAGAACCGUGCCGAGGCAUCCCAGCGGGCCCUGGCCGAUCUGAACCCCCGCGUGGUGGUGGCUGCUUACACCGGGGAGCUGUUGGAGGACUUCCUCACCUCCUUUCAGGUGGUGGUGCUGACCGAGUCACCGCUGGAGGAGCAGCUCCGUGUUGGGGACUUCUGCCAUGCCCAGGGCAUUUGCUUCAUCGUGGCUGAUGCCAAGGGGCUGGCAGGGCAGCUGUUCUGCGACUUUGGGAAGCACUUCAUUGUUGAUGACCCAGCAGAAGGGGACCCACUGUGUGCCACUGUGCAGCACAUCUCCCAGGGCAACCCAGGCGUGGUGACAUGCAUGGGAACAGAGGACAGCCAUGGCCACCUUUUCUGCGAUGGUGACCUGGUGACGUUUUCUGGAGUGGAGGGGAUGGUUGAGCUGAACGGCCAGGAGCCCGUCCCCGUGCGUGUGCUGGAUGCCUUCAGGCUGGAGAUCAACGACACCAGCUCGUUCUCACCCUACUGCCGCGGGGGGCUGGUUUCGCAGGUGCGGCUGCCCCAGGUGCACUCCUAUGAGCCCCUGUGCCAGUCACUGGCAGAGCCCAAGAUCCGGGUGGCAAGUCCUGAGGAGCUGCCACGCAGCCGCAGCCUACACACCGCCUUCCAGGCCCUGCACGCUUUCCGCAGGGAGCAGGGCCGCCUGCCCCGGCCCAGGGUGCCGGCAGAUGCCGAGAGGGUGCUGGAGCUGGCACGGAGCCUGGGAGUGCAGCAAGGUCCCCUGGACGAGGACGUCGUGCGAGCCUUUGCCAGCGUGAGUGCGGGGGACCUGUGCCCCGUGGCUGCCGUCGUUGGGGCCCUGGCAGCCCAGGAAGCGCUGAAGGCCAUCACUGGGAAGUUCCUGCCCCUGGACCAGUGGUUGUACUUCGACGCCCUGGAGUGCCUGGGGCUGGAGGGGGCCGCGCAGCUGGCGGAGGAGGACUGCGCCCCGAGGGGCUCCCGCUAUGAUGGCCAGAUCGCUGUCUUCGGGGCUGCCUUCCAGGAGCAGCUGGGCUGCCAGAAGUACUUGGUGGUGGGAGCCGGCGCAGUUGGCUGCGAGCUGCUGAAAAACUUUGCCAUGAUGGGGCUGGCGGCGGGGCCAGGUGGGGACCUCACUGUCACUGACAUGGACACUGUCGCCCUCUCCAACCUCCAUCGGCAGCUCCUCUACCGCUCAGCAGAUAUAUCGAGGCCGAAGUCGGUGGUGGCUGCAGAGGCCGUGCGGCGCAUGAACCCUGAUGUCAGGGUGACGGCUCACCAGAACCAGGUGGGACCUGUCACUGAGCCCUUCUAUGGGGACAACUUCUUCCGGCGCCUGGAUGGCGUCGCCAGCGCCCUGGACACACUGGAGGCCCGUGCCUACUUGGAGAGCCGCUGCCUUCGCUGCCUCACGCCACUGCUGGACUCUGGCACAGAGGGAGCACGGGGGAACGUGCUGGCCAUGGUGCCCCCCCUGACCAAGCCACUGGGGCCAGCUGGCACCCCGGGGAAUGGCACCUUCCCUGUCUGCACCCUGCGGUACUUUCCCCGCACCAUCCAGCACACACUGCAGUGGGCCCGUGAUGAGUUUGAGGGGCUCUUCCAGCUGCCCGCGGAGCAUGUCAGCCAGUUCAUGGAAGACCCAGCUUUCCUGGAGCAGCUGCCAGCAGCGAAGGCCCUGGAGGUCCUGCAGCAAGUGCAGGGGAGCCUGCAGGAGCGGCCACGGGACUGGCAGGACUGCGUGCGCUGGGCCCGCCGGCACUGGCAGAGCUGCUACCACGAUGCCAUCACCCAGCUGCUGCACACCUUCCCCCCGGAGCACGAAACCAGCCCUGGUGUCCCCUUCUGGGCAGGGGAUAGGACCUGUCCCUAUCCACUGACAUUCAACCCUGACAACGACACCCACCUGGAGUACAUCCUGGCCGCUGCCCACCUCUUUGCGCAAGCACACAAGGUGCCACCAUGCAGAGACCGGGCAGCCGCCCAGACCAUCCUCCGCAGCAUGGUCCUGCCACCCUUCGUGCCCCAGGAGGGGCUCCACAUCCCCCUCACAGAGGAGCAGGAGGAGGCACGGAUGCCUGCGGACCAUGGUGGGCUGGCGGAGCUCCUUCAGGACCUGGUGCAGCAAAGGCAGGAGCUGGUAGGCGGUGAGGAGGUGCGAGUGCCCCUGAUGGAGCCCAUCUACUUUGAGAAGGACAAUGACAUCCACGUGGACUUCAUCACAGCAGCAUCCAACCUGCGUGCAGAGAACUAUGGCAUCCCCCCUGCCAACUGGCUGACGAGCAAGCGGAUUGCGGGGCGGAUCGUGCCUGCCAUCAUCACCACCACAGCAGCCGUGGCUGGGCUGGCAUGCCUGGAGGUCUACAAACUGGUGUGGGGGUGCCAGGACCUCAGCUGCUACCGCAACAGCAACUUCUGCCUGUCCGACUGCCUGCUGCUCCGCAUCCAGCCCCUGCCGCCCCCCACCUACCGGUACGGCGGGAGAGAGUGGAACUGCUGGGACCGGCUGGAGAUGCAGGCAGUUGGCACAGAUGGGCAGGAGGCAACAGUGCAAGAGGUGCUGGACUGGCUUCAGAGGACACAUGGCUGGACCGUGACCAUGCUCCUGUGUGGCCACACCGUGCUCUACGACAGGGAGGAGGAUGAAGAGACACGGGCCCAGCAGCAGGCACAGAGGUUAUCAGAGAAUCUGGAGGAUACUGGGGAGCUGCGACAGCGUGAGCUGGAGCUGCUGUAUGUGUGCGAGGGAGAGGAGGCUGAGACUGAAGAUACCCGUCCCCCUCUCCUCUGCUCCCUACCCUAAGCGAGGGGCCGGCACCCCCUGUCCCAUCCAAUAAAAACUGCAGGAUGCAUUA